This is a messenger RNA of Maylandia zebra (zebra mbuna), 2617 nucleotides long. RefSeq names its product tetraspanin 15 (gene tspan15). Gene Ontology annotation, cellular component: plasma membrane. The record is from RefSeq and is a predicted model, not a curated record. NCBI's taxonomy places the organism in Eukaryota, Metazoa, Chordata, Actinopteri, Cichliformes, Cichlidae.
CGAGGACAACGCGGAAGUGAAUUGUCAACAGUCCAAAGAGCCGCUGAAAGAAACUAUCUUCCGUCCAGACACGAUGGCAGAGGGAGAGUCUAAAUGUUGUGCUGAUUGUUCCUAUUAUAUCAUCAAAUUCAUACUGUUCAUCUACGCCUGCUGUUGGUGGCUAAUAGGCGGAUGUAUCCUGGGUAUUGGCAUCUAUGCAGAAGUAGAGCGACAGCAGUACAAGACACUGGAGGGUGUGUUUCUGGCCCCAUCUAUAAUCCUGAUCCUACUGGGCAUCAUCCUAUUUGUUGUUUCAUUCAUUGGAGUCUUGGGUUCCCUGAGGGAUAAUAUAACUCUAUUGAAAGUGUUCAUGUACACCCUGGCAGCGUGUCUGCUCCUGGAGCUGGUUGGAGCAAUCUUGGGGCUGGUGUUUCGCAACCAGGCGGAACGUUUAUUGAACAAGAACAUUCGAAAGGGCAUAGUAAACUACUACGAUGACUUGGACUUCAAAAACAUCAUGGACUACGUUCAGAAUAGGUUUAAGUGUUGUGGAGGUGAAGAAUUUAAAGACUGGAAAGUCAACAUGUACCACAACUGUAGUGCGCCUGGUCCGUUAGCCUGCGGUGUCCCAUAUACCUGCUGUGUUACUACUAAGAAUAAUGAAGUGCCCAACACUAUGUGUGGGUACAAGGCCCUAGAUGACAAGCAUCAACCACUGCCUGACAUCUAUACCAGAGGCUGCACCGGUGCAUUCAUUUACUGGCUGCUGGACAAUUAUAAGAUUAUGAUCAUACUUCUGUUUUUGAUCCUAGUGCCUCAGUUCUUCGGUGUGCUAGUCACCCGGAUAUAUAUCACUCGUGUUGAAGACAUAAGUGAUCAGUAUGCUGAACCCACCGAAGAUGCACGACGUCAGAAAGGUCACUUGGACAAAUGGUUCAAAUGUAUGCCAGAAUGGGACUGACAGAAAACUGCAAGUAGCGAAGAGAUCUGAUAUUCAAUUGUGCUUUUUUUUUUCUUUUUCUUUUUUUCAGCGUCCACUGUUUUACUUACUUUUAACAACUUUGUUGAAAUACAGUGUACUAAUGGUGGAAAAUACUCGUUUAGAUAUGAGCUUUUAACUGCAAUGUGCCUAACAUGGUCUCAGGGAUAAAGACAAAAUACAAAACAACCACUUUUGUUUCUUUCUUUUAUGUGAAAUGAGUCUUUUCCAGUGCAACACACAAUCACAGUUUGUGGCGUUGCCUUAAUUUUGAUACUUUUCUGCCCCUGUUUCUUCUGUUGAUUAAACCAUUGCUUGACCUUUCUAAAUAAUCAAUGCUGAAUUGGUAUUGAAGUGCUGGUAUGCAUAAAAAUGGUCUAAAAUGACUUUUUUUGUUUGUUGCUUAAAAACAGCUGGUCAGUUUACCUUAUUUGUAUCUCCUGAUGUGUCCAGGACAAGUGUUACCUAUGAUGCUCAGAUGUAUUACAGAUAUUUUAUUAAAGCAAAAAAAACCUUUAUUAUGAAAUACAAUUUUGUCAGUGGGAACAGAAAAAAAAAUAUGAAUCUUAGUAAAGUGGCAAUGCCAUAAUCUCAGGGUGCCUAUAAGCAGCAACCUUGUCUUUUAGAAUAUUGCCACUGCAUGCCAGUUUGAAUACUGCUGUUAGUAGACUUGCAUGUAGUAUGUAUCCUACUCCUUAUUUGUGUAGUGGUUGACAAUCAGCACAGUACAAUCAAACAAUUAUGCAGUGGAAAUGACGAUUUGUGAUUGACAUGUUAGUCAUGAUUGCAUGUUUUCAAGCUGCCUUUUCACAGAAUAGUGAAGUUAUAAAAGCAGCACUUUAAAUCUGCCGUGGCCAAAGCUGCGGACGUGGCACAAAUUUUGUUUCCUGUAAUUUGCCGCUUGACUUUUUUUAUUUAGCUUUUUUUUUACAUGUUUCUGUGAUCUAAUGAAGAACAAUUUGGGGCGUUUCAUAAUUUUCAAAGACUUUUAUUGGCAAAUAAAUCAGAUUUAUGUAAACAGUGCCUGUUUGCAGUGUUGACCCUUCGUCGUAACAGCUCCCUCUGGCAUGCUGAAUAUCAGUUUCUGAGUUCAUGAGUAUGCUUCUGAUCACUCUGUGAAACAGUAUACAAUCACUGUGAACUGCCAAAAUUGAAGCAGUAAAUUGUAUGAAGAAAAAAAAUUGCGCCACUGCCAACAACAAAAAACCACAUGAUGCCUAACAACAGGUUCAAAGGGAACAAUACAGAGAUAUUUCCCACUGACUAUUGUUGUGUGGAAAGAUGUAACAGGAGUAGUAGUGUGGCCUUGUUAUUUAGACAGAGCAUCAUUACAGCAGAGCUAUAAGUGUAACUCACUCGGUAAUGAGUGUGGGUGUAGAAGUAUACAACGUGAGGUAUAGCGACGUUUAUUUACCACUAAUUACCAGCAGUAAAUCAGUCACAGAGUUCUUCCUGAACAUGGUGAAAUGCUUGGAAGUAUAGUCGCAAAAUGUCUGUACAACACUACCAUGAGUUCCCAGAACCUCAAACUUCACAAGCUAUGGAAAGCUGACUGGUAACCACACUCCCCCCCCCCAUAUAUUGCUAAUAUGCUAACCACAUAAUAAUAAUAAUAAUGGAUUGGAUUCAUAUAGCGCUUUUCAAGGCACCCAAAGUGCU